Rhagoletis zephyria (snowberry fruit fly) is the source of this 1298-nucleotide messenger RNA. Its product is annotated as transcription factor Adf-1-like. The record is from RefSeq and is a predicted model, not a curated record. Gene Ontology annotation, biological process: regulation of transcription by RNA polymerase II. NCBI's taxonomy places the organism in Eukaryota, Metazoa, Arthropoda, Insecta, Diptera, Tephritidae. Gene Ontology annotation, cellular component: transcription regulator complex; nucleus. Gene Ontology annotation, molecular function: DNA binding.
GGGCGCAUUCACAAUAGGAUAGAAACAAGCAAGAAUUUCCAGCUGGCAUGUUUUGACAAUUCGAUUAAUUUGUUUCCAAAGCAUUUUAGUAUUUAUUUAACUUGGGGAAAAUAGUUCAUUGCAUAAUUAUUUAUUACUGCGUUCUGAAGAUCAAAGAUUAAAAUGGAGGAUGGAUUUGAUGAUAUGAGUUCAUUUGCAUUAAUGACGCUCGACGAGAGGCUGAUUGAACUAGUACGGAGCCACAAAAUAAUUUACAACAAACAAUGCUUUGGACAUAGAGGCCUUGAGCAAAAACAGGCAGCAUGGAACGCAAUCGGCGAGCAACUGGAUACCACAGCGGAAGAAUGCGCAAAACGAUGGACGAGUUUACGAGAACGUUAUUCCAGAGAGCUGAGGAGACUUGAAAAACUUUCAGAAAGUAAGGAGCAUGUAGUUGUAGACUGGCCCUAUUUUAACUCGCUUUCUUUUCUCAGAGAAUUUGUCAAGCCAAGAGCUCCUCGAAGUACUGGCAAUGAGACGCUGGGUUGGAACUCUCCUGCACCACCGAAAAAGUUUAAAAUGUUUCCUGCUGAAAGUAAUGAAUUUUCCGACACAAGCGACUCUACUACACCACCAACAAAGUACAAAAGCUUUAGUACUGAAAGUAAUGAAUUUCCCGACACAAGCGACUCUCCUGCAACACAAAAAAAGUUCAAAAUCUUAAGUGGUGAAAGUAAUGAAUUUUCCGAUGCAAGCAAUCCGCUAGAAGAAAUCUGCAUAGAAAAAGUUGAGAUGCCAAUAGAAAUUCAAAAUGUCCAAUCACCUGCUGCAGGAGUUAUUGUUAACACAGAAAAUGCUGCAACAAUAAAACGGAUUAAUGCUGUACAAUCUUUUGGUCAAACUGUAGCAGCAAUUCUAUCGGAAAUGAGUGAAGCAAAGCAAGCAAGAGCAAUGCGUGUAUUGUUUAAUGCUUUAAUAACUAUUAAAACAUCGCCCGAAGAAACUUGAGUUUAGAAAAACAGCGUUGUAGUACUUACCUUUUUUAGCUGCGACUAGAAUUGCAGAACGUUUUGCUCUUAUUAAUAUACGGUGUUUUAUUAAUACUAGCCCUUGAACAAGGGAUUAAUUGAAGCGGGCAUUUUCUUUAAUUAUAUACAUACAUACAUACAUACACAUUUUAAUUAACAUUAAUUUGGUACACAGUAUUUUCUACAGUUCAAUGGUCGCCGCGAAUAACGCUGUAACCGAUAAGACUACAAUUUUGCAGAAAUAAAAGAAAACUAGUAAUAACCCCCGAAAAUCGGGGUGCUCUGUGGUCU